Molecule: messenger RNA, 2778 nt
Organism: Diplodia corticola
Lineage: Eukaryota; Fungi; Ascomycota; Dothideomycetes; Botryosphaeriales; Botryosphaeriaceae
Product: heat shock protein hsp98 hsp104
Exons: 1
Coding region: 1-2778 (925 amino acids)
Biological process (GO): cellular response to heat
Cellular component (GO): cytosol; cytoplasm
Molecular function (GO): ATP hydrolysis activity; ATP binding
Source: RefSeq, a predicted model, not a curated record
AUGACUUCCGGCAUGCAGUUUACCGACAGGGCCUCCAAGGCUCUGGGUGACGCGCAAGAACUCGCACAACAAUACUCUCACUCGCAACUAUUACCCCUCCACGUCGCCGUCGCCCUCAUCGACCCGCCGCCGGACCUGUCCAAGGACCAGCAAAACGGCCCGGGCGAGCCCACUCCACUGUUCAAGCAAGUCGUCGAGCGCGCCCAUGGCGACCCCCAGCUGCUGGACAGGGCGCUGAAGAAGGCCCUCGUCCGCCUGCCGAGCCAAGACCCGCCGCCCGACCACAUCUCCAUGUCGCCGUCCUUCUCCAAGGUCCUGCGCGCCGCAAACGAGCUUCAGAAGACGCAAAAAGACAGCUACAUCGCCGUCGACCACCUCAUCCAGUCGCUGGCCCAGGACAGCACCAUCCAGAAAUGUCUGGCCGAGGCCAACAUCCCCAAGCCGAGCCUGGUCGACCAGGCAAUCCAGCAGAUCAGAGGCUCGAGGCGCGUCGACUCAAAGACGGCUGACUCGGAGGAGGAGAACGAAAACCUCAAGAAGUUCACCCUCGACAUGACGUCAAUGGCAAGAGAAGGCAAGAUUGAUCCCGUCAUCGGCCGCGAGGAGGAGAUCAGGCGAGUCAUCCGCAUCCUUUCGAGACGUACCAAGAACAACCCCGUCCUCAUCGGUGAGCCCGGUGUCGGCAAGACUACCGUCGUCGAAGGCCUGGCUCUCCGAAUCGUCAACGCAGACGUGCCCGCCAACUUGGCUGCCUGCAAAUUGCUCUCUCUGGAUGUCGGCGCUCUGGUUGCCGGCAGCAAGUACCGUGGAGAGUUUGAGGAGCGUAUGAAGGGCGUCUUGAAGGAGAUUGAAGAUUCAAAGGAGAUGAUCGUGCUCUUCGUCGAUGAGAUCCACUUGCUCAUGGGCGCCGGCUCCAGCGGCGAGGGCGGCAUGGAUGCCGCGAAUCUGCUCAAGCCCAUGCUCGCCAGAGGUCAGCUUCACUGCAUUGGUGCAACGACCCUUGGCGAGUACAGGAAGUACAUCGAGAAAGAUCAGGCUUUCGAGCGCCGUUUCCAACAAGUCCUGGUCAAAGAACCAUCCAUUCCCGAGACCGUCUCCAUCCUUCGAGGGCUGAAGGAGAGAUACGAAACCCAUCACGGUGUUACCAUUCUCGACGGAGCCAUCGUUAGCGCAGCAACGCUUGCUGCCCGCUAUCUCACCCAGCGUCGUCUACCCGAUUCAGCUGUCGACCUGAUUGAUGAGGCUGCAGCAGCUGUCCGGGUGACUCGCGAGUCCCAGCCCGAGGCCCUCGACAACCUGGAACGCAAGCUCCGCCAACUUCAAAUCGAAAUCCACGCCCUCGAGCGCGAGAAGGACGAGGCUGCUCAGGCUCGUCUGCGCGAAGCGAAAGCCGAAGCCGCCAACGUUGAUGAGGAGCUCAAGCCGCUGCGCGAGAAGUAUGAGCAAGAGAAGGAGCGCGGCAGAGACAUCCAGGACGCCAAGAUCAAGCUCGAGCAACUCAAGGUCAAGCGCGCCGAGGCCGAGCGUGUUGGAGACUUGUCGACCGCUUCGGAUCUCCAGUACUACGCCAUUCCCGACGUCGAGCAGCGCAUCGCCAAGUUGGAGCAAGCAAAAGCUAUAGCAGACGCUGAAAUCUACAAGUCGGAUGACGGUGGACAGUCUCUGCUUACCGAUUCUGUCGGACCUGAGCAGAUUCAAGAGAUCGUCGCUCGCUGGACCGGCAUUCCUGUCACUCGUCUCAAGACCACGGAGAAGGACAAGCUGCUCAACAUGGAGAAGCACCUCGGCCACGUCGUCGUUGGCCAAAAGGAGGCCGUCACGUCCGUGGCCAACGCCAUCCGCCUGCAGCGCUCCGGUCUCGCCAACCCGAACCAGCCACCCAGCUUCCUCUUCUGUGGCCCUUCCGGCACCGGAAAGACGUUGCUAACCAAGGCUCUCGCCGAGUUCCUCUUCGACGAUGCGAAGGCGAUGAUUCGUUUCGACAUGUCCGAGUACCAGGAGAGACAUUCGCUCUCGCGCAUGAUCGGCGCACCGCCCGGCUACGUCGGCCACGACGCAGGCGGCCAACUGACCGAGGCCCUCCGGCGCCGGCCCUUCUCGAUCCUGCUCUUCGACGAGGUGGAGAAGGCGGCGAAGGAGGUGCUGACGGUGCUCCUGCAGCUCAUGGACGACGGCCGCAUCACGGACGGCCAGGGCCGCGUCGUCGACGCGCGCAACUGCAUCGUCGUCAUGACGUCCAACCUGGGCGCCGAGUACCUCGCCCGGCCCAACGCGCCCGACGGCCGCAUCGACCCGGCGACGAAAGAGAUGGUCAUGGGCGCGCUGCGCAACUACUUCCUGCCCGAGUUCCUCAACCGCAUCUCGUCGCUCGUCAUCUUCAACCGCCUCACGCGGCGCGAGAUCCGCAAGAUCGUCGACGUGCGCGUCGCCGAGGUGCAGAAGCGCCUCGCCCAAAACGGGCGCAACGUCGCCAUCGCCAUGACGACCGAGGUGCGCGACUACCUGGGCUCCGCCGGCUACAGCCCCGCCUACGGCGCCCGCCCGCUCGCCCGCCUCAUCGAGAAGGAGGUCCUCAACCGCCUCGCCGUCCUCAUCCUCCGCGGCGCCGUCCGCGACGGCGAGACGGCAAACGUCGUGCUCGAGAACGGCCACAUCCAGGUGCGGCCCAACCACGGCGACAGCGAGCUCGAGGAGGACGACGAGGACAUGUACGACGACGAAGACGACGUCAUCGACGAGCUGGACGACCCUGACGGCGGCAUGGAGUUGUAUGAUUGA